AUGGAGAGUUCAGCGGACGUGCUGCAACGCGCUCGAGCGCGCUACGCCGACGCUAAGCUGGCCGCGGAGAGCAUCAUGUCAGAGCACAUGUCACGUUCGUCCAGCCUGCUGAAGCAGUUCCAGGGCCGCCUCAUCGCUAUGCAACCCCAUAUGUCAACGAAGAGCCAGCAGUCAUACCUAAGAUCGCUAAAAUGCGGCUCGGGCGCGCCAACUGAUGACAACCCGUGCAGCUCUGACAAGACCCCGAAGCUGCCGACGUUCUGCAACCAGGACGCGUUAUCGUCAUCCUGGCCAUCGUCGUCCCAUGCGCCCAAACACAUGACCCAGGCGGCGUGGAUAUCGCAGACAGCGACUGUGCAUUCCAAAAUCUCCGAGAUAUCGUACUGGGAUGACGCCGUCAAGAUUCCGGAAAUCCUGAUGACCGACCCCGCCGACGUGCUGUGCGGCAAGACGACCGCGCUCAAAAAGUCGCAUGACGAGGAGCGGGACACUCUGAGCGAGCUUCUGAAGGACACGAGUUACGAGAUGGCCCUCGAGGCCGACGUCGACAACUCGCAUCGCGCCGCACAAACGUUUUCGCAACACGUCGCCUCUGUGGUGGACUACUCCAAAAGCACGCCGACGUCGACGGAACCUAGGCGUGACUCCGUCGCCAGCCAGCCUCUGCUGGGCACCCUGGUGAACGACACGUGCACGCGCCUGGAGGGGCUCACCAGGGAGUGGCAGCCUGCCAAGGGCGCCGGCACACGCCUCGUCGACGCCAACGGCGGUCUGUUGAGGGUGCUCAAGGACUCUUGCGAAGACAACAAGCUGUACGACAUCGAUUCGCUUUACCUCAAAACCUUCGGCACUCGUUCGGGCGUGUUUAACAGCGACAAGGGUUACACGCUGACCCAUGCGCUUCUCCACAUCAACCAGCUCGAUAACAGCCGCGAGGCUGAAUUGGCGCCUAAAAUUUGCGUCGUCCGGCCGCUGAACGAGGUCUCUGCCACCCGCAAGGCCACCGCGCCCUCCCGCCUCGCAACCGCAGGGGCGGUGACCCCCCCUCCGCUCAGCGAGACAGCGGGCCCAUCGAACCUACUCGAGAGUGUGAACAUUCUGUGUGAGGACAAGUACGCGGUGAGGCUGCACAAGAUGUCCGAGUUCAACAGGUCGUUCGCCCACGUCAGCGGCAAGGGCGGCAGCGACGUGGAGAUCCAGACCGACCUGGUUAGCCUGCCUGAGCCGAAGAGCGCCGACCCGCUGAAAUCCGCCGGCAGGGUCAAGGUCGUUUACUCCGGCAAUGCCGACCGCGUCCCGGGGUUGUGGGAAGACGUGAAGACGAUAGCGCCCAGCAACAACGAGGUCGCCGCGGAGGCGUCCGCCACCGCCCUGGUCUCGAACGUGAGACCCAGUCUAUCUGAGCCCUCCAACGGCCGUGCUCCCACGCCGACGGAGCCGGUCCCCGCCCAACCCCCGGACGUCCGUGCGCGGCGUGACGCGUACAGGAGCUGCCUGGACCUACUCGACGAGUCCGAGCGUCGUAGCUGGCAGCAGAAACGUGCGCCCCUCUAUGACCGAAUGCGUGCCGUGGAGCGCUGUGGGAUGCGCAUGUCGGCGGUGUGCCGUGGUGGACGCAGGGGCGGUUCGCGUUUGACUCACGGUGCACCACCCGCUUCUUCUGCGCAGGAAACCGCAUGGGUUUCACCGACCGCGAAAUUGACUGACAACUCGCCGCCGAGCACCCUGAUAUACGAGUCGCCGUCCGAACGCAUUCGCAAGCAACAGGAAGCGGAGUCCCUUGUGGCUCCAUCCGUUCCUCAGCAGGUUGAAUUGGGUUCUCCCCGUUUCACCCGAGGCUACUACGGAUACGACGACAUGCCCGCAAUUAAGGCUAAGUCCGCUCAGCUGUUGGACGGCAGCGACUUCUUCGCAACUCCAGGGCGCCGGCCGUCAUCGCCGAGGGCGGGCAACCUGAAGUCUGCCGUCAAGGGCCCUAAGCGCUCGCCCGCAGUGGCAAGCGGCCACAACCCGUUCGAGGACUUCGAUGGGUGGUGGAACCAACACAGCAUCCCGCUGUCCAGCCUGAGGCAGCAGCUGUCCAUAUCGUAA
Molecule: messenger RNA, 2091 nt
Organism: Babesia bigemina
Lineage: Eukaryota; Apicomplexa; Aconoidasida; Piroplasmida; Babesiidae
Exons: 3
Coding region: 1-2091 (696 amino acids)
Source: RefSeq, a predicted model, not a curated record